AUUUUUAGUGUUUGGCAAGAAUUUGAAUAGAAUUGAAGUUUGAAUUGAAUUCAACUGGGUAGAAAAAACGAAAGACUUGUUCUGGUUGUCAAACAAUUUGACAAUGACAACCUGAGAGUCGACAACCACAACACAACAAUGAAUUCUUGCUUCCGUUUAUUUUAAAAAUUGUUUGAUGAACAAUUUACGUAAAUUUGUGCAGUUUAGUUUACAAAUGGUCUUCAAUUAAUUCUAUGUUCGAAUUAAUUGCAACUAAUUUAGCUCAUAAUUCAUUGGAUUUGUAUAUUAUUAUAAUUAUAAACAAAAAUGAGUGUGUUCCAAGACGAUUGGGAUUUUCGUUUCGAUGUGCAGAAUAUUGAAAAAGGGAGUCACCUACAAUCAAAAGUGUUUGAUCUCCAUGAACUGAUCCUGAAACUUAUAGAAGAAGGAUUAAAAACACAAGACAUUAAUUACAAUGGUUCCUUAUCUCAAGGUCACGAUCAGGAACUUAAAAUUCUAAUGGAAAAAAAUAAGAAUCUUCGUCAAGAAAUUGAAAGUAAAUUAGAUGGAAUAACCCGGCAGCAAUCUCAGUACGAAAAAUAUAAGCAAGAUCAAAAACAACUAUCCCAAGAAAUAAAAGAAACACAUGAAGCAUUUUUAAUGGCUAAAAAGUAUUAUAAAAAAUUUUUAAAAAUGUAUUAUACCAUUGAGAUGAGGACUGGUGACAAGCAGACAAUUUUUGUGCAGUUCUUUACUGAAUCUAAAAAAGAUUCAGAUAAUUAUUCCAUGCGUAUGCUGAGGGACACUAAAACUGGAUAUUAUGAAUUGCUUAGUACAACUCCGAAAAUUCCAUCAUUGAAAGAAAUACAAAGAAAACUUAAAGACUCAAAUGAUGUACCCGGAUGCUUGUGCUCUGUGAGGCAAGCUUUUAUUACUAUGAAAGCAAAUAAGAAACAUUAGUAAUAUGUUUGUUUGUUUUGGAGCUGUAGUUAAGAAUAUAAAAUAUAAUAUGUGGUAAAGAGCUGUAGUGUUAUUCAUCAGGUGUAUGUGUAAAGAAUUUUUAGUUCCUGAUUUAAACCUUUUGAGUGUAUCUCUUAUUGUAACAGGAAGCUUUCUGGACAUUAAAAAUACGAUUUACAUAAAAUAUAUAAUUUAACCAUGUAAAAUACAUUAAUAUAAAACUAGUAAUUAACAAAAUUAAAUACAAUUCCAUACUGAGGUAUUAUAGUGACAGGUAUCUGGUCACCAAUAAAGCAAACAGCAUUAUACUGAUAUGGCCUUAACAGUCAAAACUACCUAUUUUCUACCACAACCUACAAUCAGUUUCUAAAUAGCCAAUUGUCAACUGACUGUCACAUCAUAACCUUAGCUCAUAUAGCUUUUAAAAUUAAACAGACCUUUAGCCCUUUGUCAAUUUUAAUAAUUUAAAUGUUAACAGUAAUCAAA
Messenger RNA from Amyelois transitella, 1425 nucleotides. RefSeq lists its product as uncharacterized. Bases 307 to 939 code for a protein of 210 amino acids. Gene Ontology annotation, biological process: chromosome segregation. Gene Ontology annotation, cellular component: Ndc80 complex. NCBI's taxonomy places the organism in Eukaryota, Metazoa, Arthropoda, Insecta, Lepidoptera, Pyralidae. The record is from RefSeq and is a predicted model, not a curated record. The transcript is spliced from 3 exons.